AGUAGUCAAAUUGCAAAAAAUCAAACAUGGCGACAUACAAUUUUGAUGGAGAAUAUGCAAGUUUCAACGAGCGUCAACUUGAAUUCAUCAGUAAUGUGAUAUCAGAACUGGAUAUCAAAGCUAAGAAAGUGGUGUUCAAAGUAGUGGGUCAAGCUGGUGAUAAUUUCAUAGGACAUGUGAGAAGACUCUGUAUUGAAGGUGAAAGUGGAAACGUGAAUAUGAUUGUCAAAGUGGCCGCGUCUACAGAAAAUGCUCGUGCGGCUACAAACGCUCACAUCACAUUCUACAAUGAACACAUCAUGUAUACAGAAGUUUUACCUAAAUUGGUGGAACUACAGAAAGCAGCGGGAGUGCCGGAAGAAGAUCGUUUAAAAUAUGCAAAAUGCUACGGGUCUUUCCAUGAACCUCCGUAUGAAACUUUAAUUUUAGAAGACUUGAAUGAUUCUAAUUAUGUCAUGUUGAACAAAUUUGAGCCUUUAUCUGACGAAUGUGUCAGAAGCAUUCUAAAAAACUUUGCUCUUUUACAUUCUCUUUCGCAAGUGCUGAAGAUUCAAGAACCAGAAACACAUGCUGAUAUAACAAAGAAAUUGACAGAAAUGUGGUCUAACGUAUUUUCGAAAGAAAAUUUCUCGGAACAAGCAAAGAUUGUAGAAGCUGAAGUUCUGUCGGUGCUUGAUGAUGAUCAUGAUAAAAGUUAUAUUGAAAAUAAGCUCCCAGAAUUCAUUGAUUUACUGGCUCAGGUACUGGCAAAAGAGGAUCAUAGAUAUUCAGUUAUUCAACAGGGUGACGCUUGGACGAAUAAUUUUAUGUUUAAAAUGGGAGGCGAAUCUAUCCAAACAAUCAUGAUAGACUAUCAAGCAUCCAGCAACGGCAACCCAGCAGUCGACCUUCUCUUCAUGUUGCUAACUUGCACCGACCAUGCAUCGAGAUCUAUCCAUUUCCACGACUGGAUGGAUUAUUAUCAUUCCGAGUUUGUCAAGUCACUAUCAGCAUUUCACCUUAAAGCUGACCUCGUGUAUCCUAGGACCCAGCUAAGCGCAGACUUGAAAAAAUACGGCAGAGUUAUGUUUUAUCUUUGUAUAACUUUCAAUACGUUCUUGAUGAGAGAUUCUAGAGAAGCUGGAGAGCUCUCAGAAGCAAUAAAGAACGUAGCUGCAGAAGAAAGGUCUGAACUGAUUAAAAAACAGAAACUUGGUGUUGAAACUAUCAAUCGUAUCAAAAAUAGAGUUAUUGGAAUUAUAAAUACUUAUGAACAGUUUGAUUUGUAUUAAAAUGUUGAAAUAAAAUGAAUAGUUUUUAUGUUACCGUUCGUUAA
This is a messenger RNA of Helicoverpa zea (corn earworm), 1315 nucleotides long. RefSeq lists its product as uncharacterized. Bases 27 to 1271 code for a protein of 414 amino acids. The record is from RefSeq and is a predicted model, not a curated record. The transcript is spliced from 2 exons. NCBI's taxonomy places the organism in Eukaryota, Metazoa, Arthropoda, Insecta, Lepidoptera, Noctuidae.